CCCAUUGAUUGAUCUUCACUACACUCCCCGCUGACCAGAGAAAACAGACGACAGCGAGAGCGAGAGGGGAUUUAAAUCGGACACAUUGCGUUCACGUUAAAUGACGGAAAAGGUAGCUUUUGCAUUGCUUUUGUAGUGUGUAAUAAUCCAUCGAUGAAACGGUCUUCAUACUAGUGAGACUCGCCUGCGUAGCUAGCUUGUAAUGUCGGCACUGUUGGACUUGUUUUCCUGCGAUAUCCCGCUUCCUGUUAGCUCUGGGCUCGGAGCAAAAUACAAAAUAUGCUAAUCAAGGAGCAAGAAUCCAACGCACAGAGGUGUAACUUCAGAAAGGAGCCUAUAAGUGUAUUGUUUUUUCAUAGUAAAACAUAAUGUUAGUAACUCUGCUAAAAGAGCUUUUGAGCAGCUGUUGUUCAGUGCGCUAUCACCGAGAGCUAGCCAUUUUGCUUGUUGAAUUCAAGCAUUAAAACUUAGCAAAGAAUAGCUUUGAAUAGCUUGAAAACAAUGCAUUGGAAGUUUGUGACUGUAAUGUGUGUGUUUUGCAUUGGUUUGUAUAAAAAAAAUAGUGUUUAACGGCGUUGGAUCAAAAUAGUUCUAAGUUUUGAUCAAUCAACAGAAUUAAUGUUAACUGAUCAGAUCACAAAAACAAAUAUUUGUGCGUGUAAAUACAUAAAAAAUCCAUAACAUCACAUCAUACUGUUUGAGUGUGUGCACGUGCAAAACGAAGGUGCAAAAAUAGAUUAAAUGUAAAUUGUGUAGCAGCAAAAGGAGCCUCUGAAGUGGACGGACUGGUGCAGAAGGUGUAUGUGCUGCGUUUAACAAACCAACGUAUUUGCUAAAUGAACCCGCCCUCUGUAACUAGCCAUCCGAGGUAACUAGGAGGAUAGGGAGCCGAGGAGGAGAGCUGAUCCUGCCCGUAUUAGAAGGCUCAUCUUCCCAGAUCACCUCCCUGCGCCUCCGCCCUGUUCCCGACCAUGGACCCCCCUAGGACUCGGUCUCGUUCCCGCUCAGGCUUCUAUCACUUCGGCCUGAAUGGAGGAGUGAACAGCGGUGGGAACUCUGCAGGGAACGGGCUCAUGAACGCCAGCGGAGGAGGACUGAACUACCCGCAGCAGACCAACCCUGGCUGGGCGUCUCAUCACCAUGGUGGUCGCAGUCACCCGGAAAGCCACACACAGGGGGGCUACCUGUCAUCAGGAGCACCGCGCCACUCAGCUCAUGGACCCCACAGACAUCACCCCGGAGCAGGAGGAGUGUUACAUUUUCAUCCAGAUAAUGUGUUUGGCGAGGAUCGGGACAAAAUGGAUGACAGCCCGAGCCCCAAGAGGCAGCGUCUGUCGCAGCAGUCCAUGUUGGACCUCAGCUCUGGCCCGCCCUCCACACCCUCCUCCCCCAUGCGCCCCUGGGAGCUGCCUCACAGUCGCAGACCUCAUCCUCACUACAUGCCCGAGCGCUGCCACACGCCAGUUCGCAACCGCCGCAGCCCUCCUAUGAGGCGUCAGCGCGGUCGAAGGGAUCGCCUGACUCGACACCACCAUCACAGCCACAACAGUCACCAUCAUUACAACAACAAUGGCCACCACCACCUGCAUCCCCAUCACGGCCCCUCCUCCGGGCAUCAGGACGAGAACUACCGCCACCCAGCUCCUCCUCCAGGGUACCCUCCCUACAGCCAGCAGCCACCUCGAGGCCCCGGCCCAGAUGAGCGCCCCGGGUACCACCCUCCCAACCCUUCCCCCAGACCACUGCACCAAUCUCCCAACAUCUCCCCCAGACUGCUGCACCCCCACCCACAUCCACACCCAUCCCAGCAGCAGAGCAGUGUUGUCCUGGACCUCCAUGAACAGGGUUCAGUCCCAGGAUCAUAUCCUGUGUCUCCUCCGGGCGCGCCACCAGGCCUUCCGCCUCGCUCAGCCCCACAGCAGAUCCCAGCAUGCUCUGUGGUCUUCAGUGGACAGCAUUACCCAGUCUGCAGUGUCCCUCCUCCAGUCCUUCAAACCUGUUCAGUGCAACAUUUACCCAUGCCCUACCCAUUCCCCUCUCUGCUGUCCAGUGAUCCAACCUUCCUCCUCCCUCCUCCUCACCUACCCCACCCUUCAGCUCAUUUGUCCCACCAUGCAACGCAUCUGCCCCAGCCAGGACAAUUUGGGCCAUACCCGGCACAACAGGCUCGAUCUCCAUUACAGAGAAUAGAGAAUGAUGUGGAGUUGCUUGGAGAACACUUGUCAUUGGGGGCUGGUCUCCACUAUCCCCCGGCCACUCACCCAGCCCUGACGCCACACUCCACCCAGUUACACUUCCUGUCCCAUGACCCUCUUCCACAGGAGUUCUUUGGCGUGUCAUAUCCCAAUUUCAUACAACGGCGAAUCCCAGGUCGACGUUAUCGUUCGCAACAGCCACUGCCACCUUCGCCUUACCACCCCAGCCUUCUGCCUUACUUUCUUUCAAUGCUGCCAGUCCAGCCAACAGGCCCUGCAAUUAGCCUGGAGCUGGAUGUUGAUGAUGGAGAAGUUGAGAACUAUGAGGCCCUGUUGAACCUUGCAGAACGCCUGGGAGAAGCUAAACUCCGUGGCCUGACCAAGGGAGACAUCGAACAGCUUCCUUCUUACCGGUUCAAUCCCAAUAACCAUCAGUCUGAACAAACACUGUGUGUGGUGUGCAUGAGCGACUUCGAGUCUCGCCAGUUGCUGCGAGUUCUGCCCUGCAGCCAUGAAUUUCAUGGAAAGUGUGUGGACAAGUGGCUAAGAGCUAACAGGACGUGUCCCAUUUGUCGUGCCGAUGCCUCAGAAGUACAGCGGGACUCAGAGUGACCACCAGAGGGAGCCAGACACUUGUCUUUCUCCUUCAGCACUGCCCGUUACUGAUCCUUUGUCAUGAGUGCACAUCCACAUCUCUCACUUUCUGCACUCAUGCCUUUUGUCCAGCACUUUUCUUAUUCAUUGUUACUUAUAUUUACUUAUGUAUUUGUCUCUAAAGGUCACAUCUGAUUUAAUCAGAGUGGUCAUAUUUUGUGUGUACAUUUUUUGUAAACUACCACCACACUCCUCACUGUUAGCAGUGCUGUGUGCGCAUGUGCAUGCACACUACUGUGGAGCUCUGGAAGGUCCUCGGACACAGGGCCGUGGUACUGAUUGUAAGUGUGGCUGUGUGUACGUGUGAGGUCAUAGGUGGUUUGGAGCAUGCCUGAGUUUGUUGUAUGUCAGAGUUCGUGCUCUGGCUUUACUUCCUGUUUGUAUGCACUGUAUGUGAGAUAUCGAGUGAAACUUUCCUUCAUUUUGCCACUAAGGGUCCAUGUUGCCAUCAUUAUUAUGAUUAAUUAUAGUUAUUAAUAUCAUUAGCAACAUUUAGUGAUGAAUGAUGUUUUCCUAUACCUGACAGUUACCUCAUCAUUCCUGUUACGGUCCCUGUUCAUUUAACGUGCUUCACGCAACUAAUAAGCACAUUAUAUACUUUUCUUGUGGAUUCUUAGCAAAAUUAAUUUUGUCUGUGUUUUUUGCAGUGGCACAUGUGUUACAUGUAUACAAUAUCUAUUAAUAUACUGUAAAAAUCUAUGAUCUGUAUACCAAAUAAAACGCUUGUUAAGAACUUUUUAAAA
Molecule: messenger RNA, 3592 nt
Organism: Periophthalmus magnuspinnatus
Lineage: Eukaryota; Metazoa; Chordata; Actinopteri; Gobiiformes; Gobiidae
Product: E3 ubiquitin-protein ligase RNF38-like
Exons: 12
Coding region: 972-2807 (611 amino acids)
Source: RefSeq, a predicted model, not a curated record